Symphalangus syndactylus (siamang) is the source of this 3252-nucleotide messenger RNA. RefSeq names its product torsin family 1 member B (gene TOR1B). Lineage: Eukaryota; Metazoa; Chordata; Mammalia; Primates; Hylobatidae. Gene Ontology annotation, cellular component: nuclear envelope; endoplasmic reticulum lumen; endoplasmic reticulum. The record is from RefSeq and is a predicted model, not a curated record. Gene Ontology annotation, molecular function: ATP binding; ATP hydrolysis activity; kinesin binding. Gene Ontology annotation, biological process: protein localization to nucleus; nuclear membrane organization.
UCUCCUGCCUCAGCCUCCCGAGUAGCUAGGACUACAGGCGCCCGCCACCAUGCCCGGAGAACUUUUUGUAUUUUUCGUAGAGAGGGGGUUUCACUGUGUUAGCGAGGAUGGUCUUGAUCUCCUGACCUCGUGAUCCGCCCACCUCGGCCUCCCAAAGUGCUGGGAUUACAGGGGUGAGCCACGGCGCCUGGCCAAAAAAAAUAAUUUUUUUUUUUUUUUUGAGAUACGGUUUCACUCUUGUUGCCCAGGCUGGAGUGCAAUGGUGUGAUCUCGGCUCGGCCUCCCAAAGUGCUGGGAUUACAGGCGUGAGCCACCGCGCCCGGCCCGAAAAAAUUUUUUUGAAAGAAAGAAAAGGGAAACAAAACAGUCACCUACACCUUCGGACCAGUCACAAGAACGAUGGCACCGCCCUCCUCUCCGCCCCUCACCAACAUGGCCGCCCCCAAGGGAGUGGGCGGGUCUGCGGGGCGGAAGUGACGCACGAGCGGAACUCCGUCCUGCCACUUGACCGCCGGGCGCCUAGCUCAGCUGCUUCUGCGGGCUGCGAGGAGCCGGAUGUUGCGGGCUGGGUGGCUCCGGGGCGCCGCGGCGCUGGCUCUGCUGCUGGCGGCCCGAGUGGUGGCGGCUUUCGACCCCAUCACCGUGGGCCUAGCCAUCGGGGCCGCGUCGGCCAUCACCGGCUACCUGUCCUACAAUGACAUCUACUGCCGCUUCGCCGAGUGCUGCCGCGAGGAGCGGCCGCUCAACGCUUCGGCUCUCAAGCUGGAUUUGGAGGAGAAGCUGUUUGGACAGCAUCUAGCCACGGAAGUGAUUUUCAAGGCGCUGACUGGCUUCAGGAACAACAAAAAUCCCAAGAAACCACUGACCCUUUCCUUACACGGCUGGGCUGGCACAGGCAAGAAUUUUGUCAGUCAAAUUGUGGCUGAAAAUCUUCACCCAAAAGGUCUGAAGAGUAACUUUGUCCACCUGUUUGUAUCGACUCUGCACUUCCCUCAUGAGCAGAAGAUAAAACUGUACCAGGACCAGUUACAGAAGUGGAUCCGCAGUAAUGUGAGUGCAUGUGCGAACUCUGUUUUCAUAUUUGACGAGAUGGAUAAAUUGCACCCCGGGAUCAUUGACGCAAUCAAGCCGUUUCUAGACUACUACGAGCAGGUUGACGGAGUGUCUUACCGCAAAGCCAUCUUCAUCUUUCUCAGCAAUGCAGGCGGGGACCUUAUAACUAAGACGGCUCUUGACUUUUGGCGGGCUGGAAGAAAGAGGGAAGACAUUCAGCUGAAGGACCUGGAACCUGUACUGUCUGUCGGAGUCUUCAAUAAUAAACACAGUGGCCUGUGGCACAGUGGACUGAUCGACAAAAACCUCAUUGAUUACUUUAUCCCCUUCCUGCCUUUGGAAUACAGACAUGUGAAAAUGUGUGUGAGGGCCGAGAUGAGGGCCCGUGGUUCUGCUAUAGAUGAAGACAUUGUCACAAGAGUGGCAGAGGAAAUGACGUUUUUCCCCAGAGAUGAGAAAAUCUACUCAGACAAGGGCUGCAAGACUGUGCAGUCACGGCUUGAUUUCCACUGAGCUCCUAUCCAGAUGGGGUAGGAGACAGCUGGGAGGCUCCGCACACCAGAGGCCUUGCCUUUCAGAAGAACCCUGAAGACCGCUUUGGGGUUUUGCCUGUUUGCAGCUUAGACUUUUGGGAUAUAUAAUCUUUUUUUCUGAGACGAGGUCUCACUCCGUCAUCCAAACUGGAGUGCAGUGGUGCGACCCUCAACUCACUGCAACCUCCGCUCCUGGUUUGAGUGAUUCUCAUGCCUCAGCCUCCUGAGUAGCUGGGAUUACAGGCAUGAGCCACUGCCCAGCUGGGAUACAGAAUCUAAGAGUUCAUUUUGGAAAACACAUGAAUCUAUUGCAUGCAUUUGUCAUUUAGCAAGAUGACGACAGUCCAGCUGUUCUUUGCAGCUGAAGAUGAACUUUUAAAAAUCUCCUUCACACUUAAUGUACUGACUGUGACAGAAGUGCCUGAAAACAGCUGUGCAUGGCAGGCCUGGCAGUAGUUUCUGACCCACAGCACCCGCCACCUCAGAAGCUACUGUCAGAACUAAAGGAGUCCAGGGACUUGCUGCAGGCUGGGGGGCACUGGGUUCCCACCGGCAGGCUAGGGGGCACUGGGUUCCCACCGGCAGGCUAGGGGGCACUGGGUGGUUUCACCAGCAGGCUGGGGGGCACUGGGUGGUUUCACCAGCAGGCUGGGGGGCACUGGGUUCUCACUGGCCAAAAACAUCCUUUUGCUCUGUCUCGUUCUUUAUACAGAGUUCACUAGUCAGUUGAAAUCGGGGGUGGAGGUGCAGACGGUGUCUGACUGGAGGAUAUGGCUGUGCCCGCUGAGCACUCAUGAUCUGAGCUGACCUGUCUGUGGGGUGGGGCCUUCACCUAAGACCUCUGCAGCAGACCUGGACAGACAGGUCCCUCCUGUCUGCCAUAUCUCAGCUUGGCUCUCUGCUAGAGUCCCCCCAACCAUGUAUCAUCAUAGAGUUGAAUCACAAGGAGACCGUUGGCUUUGAAUUUGAGUCGUUGGUUCCCAUGGUGAGAUGCUUGUUAAGACUUUAUACUUGGGUCAAUCUCUCACUUUAUUUUGUAGAACCAUUUGAAAUCCUAGGAUGUGCUUGUUCUGCAAGGAUGACAUGGGCCCAGACUGAACAAGUCAGCUUGUAGAUCUUAAGUGAUGGAAGUAUAGGACAUUGCUUAUUUUAAAACAAGGGAAGGACACAAAAUGGAAUGACUGCUUAGUCCUUUCUCAUAUACUGUUAAAACAAUUUUUUAUUGUUAAAUUUGUGGUAAUACGUGGUCACAACCGUGGAUCAAACGAGGUCAGUCUAAAGUGGCAGGUCCUAGGUGUGACCUGAUACCACCACCCUUUGUGGCAUCACCAGGCUGGACUGCCCUGAUCCCUGGGACGUGAGACUUAGCUUCCAGCCAGUGUGAAUCAUUGUAUCUGUCUCAUAAUCACAGCACAGCUGCAGACACAACAACGUGCAGCAUUUUUUACAUAAAAAUACGGUAGAAUUAAUUUAUGACAUGGAAAUGCCUUACAGGGUAUCACACUUAGUCUUGAAAAAACACCAAGGUGACGUUUAAAAUUUUAAGUACGUAUCCUCGAAUUGGAGCUAAGUUAUACUUCUUUUAUAACCUUUUGGGCAUCUGGUCGAGAGGAGACAAGAUUUUCUCUGUUUACAGUGAUGCAAUAAAUAUGUGUUUGCCACCUUU